AUGAUACUUAUUAUGUUCAAGACGGCCCAUUAUCUAAUUCAUUUCAUAUAUAUAUUCGCAAUGUCUAGUUCUUGCAAGCAUGCAAAUGAUUGGUAUUAUUUUAAAUUAAAAUUAACAUCGCCAAAUGUGGAGCAGGACUCAAACACUCAUCUCGAUGAAAUGACUUGGAGACAAUUCAUAAGACACGCUUUGAAACAUUCGCAUGGGGUUUUUGGGGAAGCAAUUGAAUUUGACUUUUUAAAUCAGGACAAUGGUACUGCGUACGUUAAAGUAGGAUACGAUGAUCGUGAUAAUUUCUCUUCUGCGCUAUCAUCAUACAUUUCAAGCGAUGAACUUGUUGGCUUUCCAUUGGUUAUUCAUAUACUGCAAUCUACUCCUAACGCAGCCUCUCUUCAUGUAGAGGAAAGCGAUUUUAUAUGGUUAAAUAACUAUAUCGAGAUUGAAAAAUCUGAUUUGGAAUGUAAAUAA
Molecule: messenger RNA, 468 nt
Organism: Eremothecium cymbalariae DBVPG#7215
Lineage: Eukaryota; Fungi; Ascomycota; Saccharomycetes; Saccharomycetales; Saccharomycetaceae
Gene: POP8
Product: ribonuclease P
Exons: 2
Coding region: 1-468 (155 amino acids)
Biological process (GO): intronic box C/D snoRNA processing; tRNA processing; nuclear-transcribed mRNA catabolic process, RNase MRP-dependent
Cellular component (GO): ribonuclease MRP complex; nucleolar ribonuclease P complex
Molecular function (GO): ribonuclease MRP activity
Source: RefSeq, a predicted model, not a curated record